AUGUCCAGUCUAGGCUUUCCCCGUCUCCUCGUGAUCUCGAAGUCAAUUAUCUGUCGUAAGAAUCUCCUUCACCCGGAGCCGCCAGAUCCGGCGACGGUAACAUCCGUGAAAGGCGCAAACCCUUCGAAACCACCGGAACCACCGAAUCCACCUGAUUCGCUAUAUUCCUAUGGGCCACCGACCCUCUCCCGGAUCUACCCAUCCGCCUUGUCUCCUGUCGGUUCAGUCUAUUCAUCUGCUCUUUCUUCGGUGAACCGUCAAAGGGUCAGAUCUACUUUGGACUCCGGUAUGAGGCCUCUCACCAUCUCGCAAGUCACCUUCAAUGAGCUUGUCGAGGGCAAUUUCUGUCUCCCUCUUGAAGUCGAAUCACCCCUCGCCCCAUGGAAACAACCAUAUCCGCCGCUUCUGUGGCCAGCCUUUCCGGCAAAGAUCUGUAGCUCGGCCGUCGUCUCAGGCACCUCGUCGCCAGCAACUCAAAACCCUAGUAUGAAUGCCAUCCUCUUACGUCUGGACCUGGACCAAGAGAUCACUUUCAAACUUUUGUUUCACCAACGUUUCAUUGGGUAUUCUUCCAUAUGUCUCUACCGGUGGAUCUCCGGGUCUUUCCUCCUUCACGGAGAAACCUUCCUCGUUUACCGAGAGAUCACUUUCGCAAACUUCCUCCUUUUUGGAGAGAUCACCCUCAUCCCAUUCCUCCGGUUCGGAGAGACUCAUCCCACCAACCUCCUCAUACAUGGAGAUGGUUUCAAAACGCUCGGCCUUGACGGCAUCAAGAGCUAA
Messenger RNA from Arabis nemorensis, 780 nucleotides. The record is from the annotation of a GenBank genome assembly. Lineage: Eukaryota; Viridiplantae; Streptophyta; Magnoliopsida; Brassicales; Brassicaceae.